Messenger RNA from Brienomyrus brachyistius, 2114 nucleotides. It is a transcript of the gene anxa13, whose product is annotated as annexin A13. Gene Ontology annotation, molecular function: calcium-dependent phospholipid binding; calcium ion binding. The transcript has 11 exons. The record is from RefSeq and is a predicted model, not a curated record. Bases 144 to 1094 code for a protein of 316 amino acids. Lineage: Eukaryota; Metazoa; Chordata; Actinopteri; Osteoglossiformes; Mormyridae. Gene Ontology annotation, cellular component: cytoplasm.
UGUGUAGUAAAUGGUUAAAGCCGGUUCCGGAGCUUGACGUCAGGGGGGGCGCCGCAGCAACGUCCCGGGCCUCAUCAGCUGGAAGAGACGCACUUAGCAGGGGAGCCGAGUAGCAUUGAGCUGAGGGUCGGAAAAACCGCAAAAUGGGAAACGUUCAACCAACAAUCAUCCCUUGUGCAGACUUUGAUGUUGUGGCCGACAUCAAAGGGAUCCGAAAAGCCUGCAAGGGGCUGGGGACGGACGAACAGGCCAUCAUCGACAUCUUGGCCAACCGCUCAGCGGCCCAGCGUAUGGAAAUCAAACAGGCGUAUUUCGAGAAAUACGAUGAUGAGCUGGAGGAGGUCUUGCGAAAAGAGCUGUCGGGCAACUUUGAGAAGGCCGUCAUCGCCAUGCUGGACCCGCCCGACAUCUUUGCUGUCAAGGAGCUACGGAAGGCUAUGAAGGGAUUAGGCACGGAUGAGGACACCCUGGUUGAGAUCCUGUGCACUGCCUCCAACGUGGAGAUCUUGAGAUAUAGAGAUGCCUACUAUCAAGUCCAUGAGCGAGACCUGGAGGUGGACAUCGAGGGAGACACCAGUGGGGAUGUGAAGAGGCUGUUGGUUGCUCUACUGCAGGGUAAUCGGGACGAGGGUUAUGAGGUAGAUGAAAUUCUGGCAGAGCAAGAUGCCACUGCGCUUUUUGAGGCUGGAGAAGGUUGCUUUGGGACAGAUGAAUCAACCUUCAGUUACAUCUUGACUCAGAGGAACUACCUACAGCUCCAGGCUACAUUUAAGAAAUACGAAUCGCUGUCUGGGACGGAGAUCCUGGAUGCCAUUGAAAGUGAGACUUCUGGAACACUGAAGACCUGCUAUCGUACUCUUGUGCGGGUUGCUAAACACCCCCAGCUCUACUUUGCCCGUCGUCUCCACAAAGCCAUGCAGGGGGUCGGGACUGAUGAGGAUACACUCGUACGCAUCAUCGUGGGCCGUUCUGAGAUCGACCUGGAGACCAUCAAGGACAUGUACCUGGAGAAGUAUGACGUGUCCCUGAAGGACGCCCUGCGCUCCGAGUGUAGUGGAGACUUCAAGCGUCUCCUCCUCGCUAUUCUGCACUGAAGAUUGGUGCAGUGUGCCAGUAGAGGCAAGAUAGAGAGGGGUUCAGUAUACUAAAAAUACUUACAACUAGUCCAACAGGAAGUUCUGUAACAGGUGUGUGGGAGGGACUUAACACUCUCCAGGCCCUGCGCAGCGGGAGGCUUGUAACAGAUUCCACCCAGAUAAAUACAGGAUCAAUGUGAAAUUGAACCCUAAUUUCACCCUAAUUUUAAACAAAAUUCCCUCCACAUGAUAGGAAGCUCAAUAUCAAUCUUCUGUAAAAUUUAAGAUUCAGAAUAGAUUUAAUCUGGGGACUCCCACAUCCACAGCUGGGCAUUAAAACACGGACUAUACACAUAUGACUUGGAAGACUAUCUGUGAAUGGAUGUAACGCGACAAUGGAAAGAACCACCAAAGAUUCUAAAUUAACCUGCUGUCAGUACGUUUGACUGAUUACAAUCUACAGUUGUUGGGCUCUUAAAAUAACAGAUAAUUAACUGAAAUAUUCUGAGUUGUCAGUCUUACAGCGCGGAAAAUAUAUGCUUAUGCUCCCCACAUUUAUUCCAUCUAUUUAAAAAGGAAACUAAAAUAUGUAACCUCGUGUGUAUUGCAUUUACAGCGUGAGCUGCUUGUACUAAUUUCACAUAGCUUUAAAUGAAAUAUGUAUUAGACCAGAUAAUGAAGUCUAAAUUUGACCUAGUAACAAAGUGUCUAGUCUGAAACUGAAGAGAAUAGCAAUUUUAUAUGUUUUUAGUUCUUGUUGUAUGAUGUAUUAACUUGGAAAUUAACAGUAACUAGUAGUUAAUUCCACCACGGCAGCUGUGUUAACUAUGUUUCUGAAACUUUUCCCCCACGCCACCUAGUGGUUAUCACGUAGCAUUGCAGUGCAAUUUCACGCUGUGAAACACAGGUCAACGCAAACGUUAAUGUCAGACUAAAUGUUAACGACAUGUUUGGGACCAAGACACUUUAAAGGCAGAGACCCCCCCAACUCCUUGUGUGCAAAAACAAGCAGUUCCUGAAUAAAUGAAAGCGCAUUAA